This is a messenger RNA of Somion occarium, 1249 nucleotides long. The record is from the annotation of a GenBank genome assembly. NCBI's taxonomy places the organism in Eukaryota, Fungi, Basidiomycota, Agaricomycetes, Polyporales, Cerrenaceae.
GUCGCAUGGCACGUUCUGCUCUUGACCUUACAUACGUUUUGUAUGAUGAAACGUCACAUGUCUCACUUGCAUUCGCAUUACUUACGCUCAGUCCAAUCCUACUCAAUGCCGCAUAUGCAGCACUCUGUGUUCAGACUCGGGAGCUAAUCUACGUAGAGAUGUGGGCUGGGCAGAUGCUGUGUGAAUGUCUGAACUACAUUCUGAAGAAGAUCAUUAAGCAAGAACGUCCGAAUCUUGACAUGGGUUCCGGAUACGGCUUCCCAUCGUCUCAUAGUCAAUGGAUGGGAUACUUUGCGACGUUUCUCAUCUGUCAUUUCACCUUCCGACAUCGCUUCGUUUCUACUGGAUACCCGAUCCUGGACCGGCUUCGCGACUUUUUUCUUCACGCUUUUAUUGUAUCAUGGUCAAGUGCAGUUGCUUUCUCUCGGUACCAUCUGUCAUACCACACCGCACCUCAGGUCUUGGGCGGCUUCAGUGUUGGCGUCCUCUUCGGAUUGGUAUAUUAUAUGACUCUCGAGUAUAUCCCCUCUCGAAGACCCACAAGUCUCCCCGGACGACUCAAAACAGGACUUCUAGCUAUCCCCAUAUUCACUUGGUUCCGAGUACGAGACAGUUGGGCAAUAUGGCCUGAUGGUGGGCUCGAUCCACAAUACUUGCGCUGGCGAGCCGAAUGGGAUGCAAAACGAUUACUACAAAAUAAGAGGAAACGCACCUAAGUGUUCGCGAUCACUUUCCCUGUAAAUAAUAGCUCGUUUCUCAAGUUCCAUAACGCUGAUGGCUUUGUGUUUCGUUUAUGGCGAAAAAGUGGCAGACGAAGGUACGCGGAAUAGACCCACUGUUGAUCCACAGUACAUUUGUCGAUAUUCAGCGUACACUGAUUUGCGACCUGUCUGCCAUUUACGUGUAUAGCCUCCACACGAUCUUAACUCCACACGCACUGCACAGAAGAUGCUUCUUUCAAUCGAGACAACGUUGCUAUUUUUACAUAUUGGUACACUUCAGAAUCAGGAAAACAACAUAAGCGGACACCUCUCGAAUGCUUGGAUAAAAAUCGACAUGCGCGUUCACCACUUCUCGUGAGCAGGGCGAACUAUGGGAUGCGAACAUUGUGUUUUAGAUCGGGUUGCAAAAGUGAGGAAAUCACUUACGGUCGAGCUCCCAGGUCCAUGCAGACCUAUCCUGGUUCGUCAGGUAAAGAUACGACUUGUUACGAUGUUAGUCGAAAGAACCCAUCGUAAGCUAGAGACUU